CUUGAUAUUCAAAAUAUAACCUGUUACCUGUAAUUGAAAUUUGAAAUUAAAUUGAAAGUUACUUUAGGUUAUUACGCACGGAUCACGAACGUAUACAAUUAUUCUAGGAUGAAAUAUGGAAAUUGAGCAUGGAGUAACAGUGAAAGUGCUUUUCUUUGCAAAAUCAAAAGAAUUAGCUGGAACACGGGAAGCGAAAAUUACGCUCCCCGAAAAAAUAACCUACAAGCAAUUAUUGGAUAUAAUCGCCGCGAAUUAUAACUUAGAAACAAUAAAAAGCAACAUUUUGCUAGCAAAAAAUGAAGAAGUGUGCUCUGAUAACAUUGAUAUUGAUAUAAAAGAAUUUGAUAGCAUAGCUGUUAUUCCUCCGCUUAGUGGGGGUUAGAA
Zerene cesonia (dogface butterfly) is the source of this 384-nucleotide messenger RNA. It is a transcript of the gene Mocs2A, whose product is annotated as molybdopterin synthase sulfur carrier subunit. The transcript has 2 exons. Gene Ontology annotation, cellular component: cytosol. NCBI's taxonomy places the organism in Eukaryota, Metazoa, Arthropoda, Insecta, Lepidoptera, Pieridae. The coding region runs from base 116 to 382 and encodes 88 amino acids. Gene Ontology annotation, biological process: Mo-molybdopterin cofactor biosynthetic process. The record is from RefSeq and is a predicted model, not a curated record.